UUUAAAUACUCCCGUUGUAUCGUAUGUUGACGGUGGUUCUAGGCACAACGCGACCAUUGAUAAAUUAAAUGUCAGCACAGGACCGUUAGCGUAUGUUACAAAGUGGUCGCUAUAAUGUUUCAAUGCGUGGUUUCUUUUGCCACAUUAAGGUUAAAGUUUGUUAGGAGGGAGUGUAAACAUAUAUCAUCAGCAGUGAGAUGAUUCUUGAAUUUUGCUCGGAUGUAGUGCAAUUGUGUAGACAGGCAAGCUAGAACAUUCAUUAUCUUAACUUCAUCAUAACCAGUGCGCGGUGAGCGCGGACGGUACUAGCACACACAGUGGAAGGUAAAAGCUAUACAGAUAUACAUAUGCGCCACGGAUUGUUUUCAUUCAGUAUCAUAGUCGUGUAUUGAUCAAGGCAAUCGUUGUUUGUAGUGUACCCGUGUGUGGUAGAAUCGAUAUUUGCUUCGUCAAGCUAAAUCUCGUUUAAUUCAUUAAGUUGUACCAUAUAAGUUUUAGCCUUCUACACUUAAAUCAGUGUUACUAGGGUACUGUUUUAUAGGUGUUCACGUUUGCUUACCUACAUCAGCAGGAUUCAUGUUAUCAGCAACAUUCUAAACUAUUGGUAUUACAUCUUCCUUGCUUCCUCACGGCAUUGCCUGUCUUAUACGAACUCUAAGCGUUUCCUUGGGAGGUAACUUUCCGUGUGGAAUUAAGAUUGUAAAUUGUGAUGGUGCGGGACCAGUGGGCGAGGAACUCGGAGUUCCUGCUGUCUUGUAUAGGGUUCGCUGUCGGGCUUGGUAACAUCUGGAGGUUCCCUUACCUAUGCUACAGAAACGGCGGGGGCGCAUUCCUGGUUCCUUAUCUACUAUUUUUGGUAUUUGGAGCCGCACCUGUCCUGAUUUUAGAAAUAGGUCUUGGCCAGUUUAUGAGUAAAAGUGGAACGGGAGCAUGGAAUAUAUGUCCUUUAUUCCAAGGUAUAGGGGUGGCAAACCUGGUGAUGAUGGUGCUGGUGAACGUGUAUUACAUUGUCGUACUAGCCUGGGGUUGUUAUUACUUCGUCAUGAGUUUCCAGACCGUGCUACCCUGGUCACACUGUGACAAUCCUUGGAACACUCCCAGAUGCAGUCUUACAAAACAUAUUCCUUGUGACGUCACUAACGGGACGUUUAAUAACACAUUAAACAUGUCCCUUGUCGCUUGUGUCAGAGACAAUACGACAUCCACCGUGGAUCCCUCGGUGGAGUUCUGGGAACGGAAAGUUCUUCAGAUGUCCGAUGGUAUCGAGGAGAGUGGAGGAAUUAUACGAGAUAUGGCUCUGUGCCUUCUCUUUGUCUGGGUGUUUGUCUACUUUUGUGUCUGGAAGGGAAUCAAGUGGACGGGCAAGGUUGUGUAUUUCACCGCCACAUUCCCGUACGUGGUUCUCAUCACGCUGUUGAUUCGUGGUCUCACCCUGGACGGGGCUCUCUACGGCAUCAAGUACUUCCUCAUACCGGACUUCAGCAAGCUCGCCGAGGCCCAGGUUUGGGUCGAUGGAGGGACUCAGAUAUUUUUCUCCCUCGCAAUUGCACUAGGAGCCAUGAUUACACUCGGAAGCUACAAGAAGUUUGACAAUAACUUUUACAGGGAUUGCUUUUUCAUCAUGUGCAUCAAUAGUGGCACAAGCCUUCUCGGUGGAUUUACUGUUUUCUCUAUCCUGGGAUUUAUGGCGACGGAACAAGGAGUCGAUAUAUCAGAAGUUGUGUCGUCAGGUGCUGGUUUAGCCUUCAUCACCUACCCGAAGGCAGUCCUCAGCAUGCCCUUCUCCCACUUGUGGUCCGCACUAUUUUUCUUUAUGCUCUUCCUCGUUGGUAUUGAUAGCCAGUUCGUACAUGUAGAGGCAGUCAUCACUCCGAUUUUAGACAUGUUUCCAAAGCACCUUAACAAACCUUGGCACCGUAUGGCCGUCACAGCAGUAUACUGCGUAGGUGCCUUUCUGAUAGGCCUGUCAAUGACAACAAAGGGAGGUAUAUACAUCUUCACCUUGUUUGAUUACUAUUCGGCCAGUGGUAUGGUAAUGCUGUGGGUAUGCUUCUGGGAAUGUAUUGCCAUAGGAUGGAUUUUCGGAGCACAUAGGUUCUAUGAUGUCCUCGAGCUCAUGCUGGGCUACAGGAUCAAUAUGUUUUUGUGGAUUUGCCUGAAAUUUGUCACACCUGCUGUAACAGCGGGUAUUUUCAUUUUCCAAGUGUCAACAUUUAAGUCAGCCAAGGUUGGUAACUACGAGUACCCUCCCCUUGGGGAAGCUUUCGGCCUCCUGAUGGCAAUGGCGUCGAUGAUCUGUAUUCCAAUCACCAUGGUGAUAAAGCUUCGGCAGCUUCCAGGAACUCUACUUGAGCGAUUACGAGCGUCAGUAAUACCCAUUCUAAAAAAGAAACAGAUCCCGAAGGCCUGGAAAUCCGAAGGGUUGUGCAGAUCUGUCAUAAUCGCUGAGGAUGAGGAGGAAGAGACUGAGGAAUUGUUCGACUUAGAAAAAUCUACUGCUUUACUAUAAAAGUAUUUACAUUGCGUACAUUUAGUGAUUAAUACAAAUAUCCGUACACUAGCUUUUUUCCUCAUCUGCUUUAGAAAAAUCUCGUGUUCACUUUGAAAUAUCCAUUUAAUUCUUUUUUCUCAUAAACGUCACAGAUUUAUUCAAGGGGGUUUUAUAUAAAAAAAAUAAGACUAUGUUUACUUUCCUUUUGAAAGGUAGAUCACAUGCUCUUUUAUUUUGAAAACGUCAUUACUAAGUGCUAUUUUUUGCAACGUAAUCAGGGUUUCGUCAUAGGUUUUGUCACACUUGUCAGGCGCCCUUGGCGAUGGUGGGAAUCAAUGAAAUCAACACUAAGGGGUUGAGUGAGAACAAUGAUCAAUAACACUCCUAUGUGAUGCAUAAUGAAAAAUAUCAACUCUCGGGAAAAAAUAUUUUAUAGUUAAGAAAUCGGCAAUUCGAAAACCUUACUACAUUCGGGCUUAUAUGUUUCUGAGCGAUGGAUUCUAUUGAUCCAAUUUAGUGAUUCCCGAACAUCUAAGGGGGCUGCAUUUUAACAAUAUCAAUCAGUAACACAACGAUCGUUUGGUGUCUUGUCGGCAGAUAUUUUAUAUCAUGAUGUCAUUUCAAUGUAUCAUAAUUUUAUGUGAGAGGGAAGAAUAUAUACCUCCAAAAUGCGGAAACACAUUUACCUCCGAAACACUGUUGAAACUGAUAAAGCCUUAUGAGAAUGACCAACCAUUGAACAAAUUUGUAAUGAUACUUUUACAGACUGCUUUGAAAAUUCCAAAUAUGUUAGAUAUUUACCCAAAAUACUUAGUAAGAAACGGGAGAAAAUAGCACAUUAGCAUGUAUGAUUGGGGACACGAAGAUUCUAUCCUGAACAAAGAGCUAAAACUCGGACAUCCUCGAGUAGAAUGUUCAUACUUCCAUAUCCUAGACUAGAUAUAUCGGCCUUUUGUUAUAUUACCAAGCAAUACUAGUAUUGGUGGCAGCUUACAUUUAUUUAAUUGACUUUAUUGUGACGUGAUCAUUAGGUAGUGAUAUGUCAUACAUUUUAGUAUGACGUCAAUUCGUUUUGAUUUUUGUCGUUGAUGAAAUGUGUUGAGAUUGCUUUUAUUAUUCUUAUUCGCAUUAGCGUAUUAGCAAUCCUUAUAUGUAUCAGUAGAAUCACUGUGUGUCGUUGUCAACCUGAUAAGAAAUCAAGGUAAAAACUUCAUCGAUAUUAUGUUCCAAAGGAUUCAAUUUUAAUUAAUUACAAUCCCCCCCCCCCCUUUCAGUAGCAUGCAGGAAUCAAUUAACGAUGCUAUGAAAAUAAAAUACAUCUGUAUGUUUAACAGCAAAAAUGGCCUUUGGGAAUUGCCUAAAUGACGUUAAAGAUUGCCUCCCUCUGAUUCUCGUUAAUUUUUAAAACAUUACUUGUUAUUAUGAGUUACAAACUGAUACUGUGAGAUAAGAUAUUUUCGUGGGGCCAAAAUUUCGUUGUUUCCCGAUGAGCUCGUGGAUAACGAGUAACCACUCAAACGGCGAAUUGCUUAAUAUCAAACUUGAAAUUCCAACGUUCACCUUUGCAUGGAUUCAUUGAUGAAGAUUACCCAAGAAAUUAACGAACUUUACCUAAAAUAAACCCACGAAAAUCAGUGACUUCACAGUAUAUAAAAUGUGAACAAAAAGAUGUUAUGAUUCAAACAUAUCGCAUGCUAUACCCUUACCAGCAAUACGCCAUUUCUUUGUGUGGUAAAGGACGGAUCUACAUUCAAUGGUUCGACUGAAUUAAGUCAGGUAGCAUGGGUUAUUAUUAUUCUUAGACGCAUCUAUAAACUUGUGGUAUUUAUGUUAAGAUUAGAACUCCUGUAAGGAUUCCGACCAAAAAAAUAGCUAUUUUUUGCAUUAACUAUAUGUUUAAUCAAGUAUACUGUUGCUUUAACUACCUAAGCUGCAUGUAUCUAGACAGCGACAGUGCCUUUGUGUAAGAGUUACGGUAAAGCUACAUCCAAAGGAAUGUGCUGCAUGUACAAAUAUUAAUAAAUUAAUAAAAUGGAAUUACCUACUUUUUGAUCUGCAGUGGGACAGGAAUCCUUAAGUAAAAAAUGGCCAAAACGAUUUGUAUGAUUUAAAUAAUAUAUUAUUGCCUAUCGUCUAAGGUAACCUAUCUUUAAAAUAUUGAGGUUUGUUUUUAUCUUAAUGAUGCACCUUAUCUUACAUUUACAUGCAUGUCAUAUUUCAAAAGAGUUCCCCGGCAAGAUAUUGGUAAAAUAGUUUUUUAUAAAUUGUUUUUGAAUUUGUUAAUUGAAUUAAUCGAUAACCUCGGGAAUUUCUGAUUCAUUAAAUGCUAUUAAACAGAAAAUGUGCUGAGGGAGACAAUUCAAACGAAAGCAUAUGUCAUUGACUGUCCAAUUUAUGUCAAUAUUAGCAUUACGGCCAAAGAAACAGAGUCAUCAUCGCUCUCUGCACCCCUGGAAUAUGUCAUAGCUAAGAUGAAAGCACGCGGCUAGCUAGCUGUUUGAUUGGUCUCGGGUAAAAAAAAGCACAUGACCAAUCGCAUGGCUGAUAUCUUUCUUUUGAAGACUACAGAGGAGCAAUACCCGACUUCAAAACCAUUCAAGUAGUCAAAGGAUCAAGCUAGUCUUCUCAUCUCCCAUAAGAUGGUGCCCACUGAGCCUUCUAUUCUUAUAUGACCUGCUCCAGGGUUGCAGAGAGAGUAAGUGAUCGUAACCCCUGGAGUAUCAAGUGAAAAGUCAUGAAAGUUUCUUUUUAAUUGAAUUAUCGUUAAUGAAGUAUAUGUAAGAUCAAAUGUUCCAAUAACUUGUCAUUAAAAUAAUGUAAUCAGGUUCAUAUUUACGGUAUAUACUGGCAGCAUAACACGUCACCGUGAAAGUAAUAUAUAUAUGUAUAUAAGCAAAUUCGUAUUCAUAUAUAAAUGUAUAUAUGCAAAUUCGUACUAUAGGCCAUCCUCGAAUUAACAUGGGUUUUGCUCUCUUGCGUUCUCUGCACUGUUGGAACACAUAAUGACGAAAUCGAAGGUUCUGUACGAGCCACCUUGUGAAUGAGACAAGUAGACUAGUUUGAUGCUUUGAUGUAUUUCAAAACAAUCGUGCGUCAGCAUAACGGUAAAUCUGACCGGCUAUGAAGUCGGGUGUAGCAUCUCUGUAAGCUUCAAAGGACAUAUAUGGUCACUUUUUUUUUUACCUGAACCAAUUAAACAGCUAAUGUCGAGCCUUCAAUUUCGUCAUGAUAUCCCAGGGGUACAGUGAACGAAAAUAAGCGUAACCCAUGGAAUUUCAAGGAUGACUAUAUAGAUAAAAUAUUCUAUUCGACACCAAGUGAUCGAUAGCUAUCAUUUUGUUCUGUGAACAAUAUAGUCUAGUUGUGCGGUAUGUCUUUAAUGAAAUAGGUACUGAAAAGGAAAACACAUUUGUUGAUUUCGCGUUCCAUUUAUUACGGUGAAAAUAACAGACGCACAAUAUUUUGACGUAUUUUAAAAAGAAUAUUGAAGCAUUUAUUAAAGUAUUUCAUAUACAAAAAAAAAUCGCUCAGAAAACUUGGUAGCUAGAUGAAAAGACGUUAUAAAGUAUAUAAAGGUAAAGGUUACCAACACGUUCAAUCAUAGUAUUACCAUUGUCACUUUUAAGAAAGUUUGGGUAAAUCCCCUUUUUAAAAAUGAAAGGUUCCAUAAAUAUCAUAUAUUGCCAUGCAUUUAACAAAAUUUCAUUCUUCGAAAUUUCAAUUUUUGAAAAUAGAAAAUGAAAAAAAUUGUAAUAAGAAAAUGCAAGGCUCGAACUCGGGACCUUUAUCGUGCAAAGGCUACACUUAACCAAUGUUGCCAUAUAGAAAUUAUACAACCUUGGAAUCAAAAUGAGCGUCCAAUUUCUGGGUCACAAAACAUUUGAAAAACUUGACAGGGGAAGUCACCCUGAGCAAGGAAAAAAGCAUUUUGUUGCUUCAUCGUCUAAAAAAGCUCUGAGAGGAACACAUCCUAGCGAUUUUAAGUGAUGCAGUGGGUCCCUUAACCUUAUAAUCGACCAAUCUUCAUUAUUGUUCCUUGUAAACAAUAUCGAUGAACUUAAAAAUAGCCUUAUUUUACGAAGAAGCAGGAAAUGAAUUUGCCAUCGAUAAAAAUGACAAAAUAAACAGAUCACGUAUUCCUUAGUUAAACAAACUUAUGUUUUAAGGUAAAAAAUACUGUUUUGAUUAAAACAUGACACAUUUCAUAUUGAUAUCGGAUCAGGGAGGUUCCAACAGAAAACCUCUGUCGUUAUCAUUUACGCAUAGUAUUUUUAGAAAUCGUUUUUUAAUAAUAAAUUUGCUAUCUAAA
Mizuhopecten yessoensis (Yesso scallop) is the source of this 6800-nucleotide messenger RNA. Its product is annotated as sodium- and chloride-dependent creatine transporter 1-like. NCBI's taxonomy places the organism in Eukaryota, Metazoa, Mollusca, Bivalvia, Pectinida, Pectinidae. The coding region runs from base 710 to 2509 and encodes 599 amino acids. The transcript is spliced from 14 exons. Gene Ontology annotation, cellular component: membrane. Gene Ontology annotation, biological process: sodium ion transmembrane transport. The record is from RefSeq and is a predicted model, not a curated record.